Messenger RNA from Ambispora leptoticha, 627 nucleotides. The record is from the annotation of a GenBank genome assembly. Lineage: Eukaryota; Fungi; Glomeromycota; Glomeromycetes; Archaeosporales; Ambisporaceae.
AUGUCCGAACCAGAACAAUUUGCCUUCCAAGCUGAGAUUUCUCAGCUUAUGUCCAUUAUUAUCAACACUUUCUACUCAAAUAAAGAGAUUUUCCUUCGUGAGUUAAUUUCCAACGCCUCUGACGCCUUGGACAAAAUCCGAUAUGAAUCACUCACGGAUCCAUCAAAGCUUGAUACCGGUAAAGAACUAUACAUCAAAAUCAUACCGGAUAAAGAAAAUAAAGUGUUAUCCAUCCGAGAUACCGGUAUUGGAAUGACCAAGGCUGAUCUCGUUAAUAAUCUUGGCACUAUCGCUCGAUCUGGUACAAAAUCCUUUAUGGAAGCUCUCCAAUCUGGCGCCGAUAUUUCCAUGAUUGGUCAAUUUGGUGUAGGUUUCUAUUCAGCUUACCUGGUCGCCGAUCGUGUACAAGUCAUCACCAAGCAUAAUGACGACGAGCAAUAUAUCUGGGAAUCGGCAGCUGGUGGAUCAUUUACAAUCACUCGCGACACGAUAAAUGAACCACUUGGACGAGGCUCAGAAGUGAGGCUCUUCUUGAAGGAAGAUCAACUUGAAUAUCUUGAAGAAAAGCGAAUUAAAGAAGUUGUCAAAAAGCAUUCUGAAUUCAUUGGUUAUCCUAUUCAACUCCUC